AUGGAGGGCACAGAUAUUGUCGAGUCGCCGCGCAAGCGGCUCAAGACUGAGGAUACCACCGUUUCGGACGAUGUUGUGCUGCCUCCUUCCACGGUGCCGGCUCUAGAGAUCUCCGAUGGUGAUGCUCAAGCAUUGAAGGAAGCUGAGGUCGGAAUCACCGAAUUUGUCAGUUCAGACAACGUGGGAUUUUCUGGGGUUCUGAAAAAGAGAUACACCGAUUUCCUCGUCAAUGAGAUCCUUCCGUCCGGUGAAGUUUUGCAUCUUCGGAAUUUGAAUCCUCCCACUUCGCCUGCAGAUGGAACCAAGAACAACGAUGCUGAGACCAAGCCGGAGGCUCCUGUAGCGGAUAAUACUGCAGAGUCAGCAGCCGCGGGAGAGAAAGAUGCUCCAGCCGCUAAAGAGGAGGCCGCUGCCGAGUUCCAGAUCUCAGAGGAAGACAAGGCAUUAUUGGAAUCAUUCUUUGGCACGGAGGCUACCGAACGAAUUUUGGCUCUACAUACCCGUGCCCUGUCGAACCCCAGAGCGAGACCGAACGAGUUGGGUCGAGUGAACACCGUCGUUGUCACAGAUCGCGACCAGCGCAUCAAGAUCCACCAAGCAAUCCGUCGCAUUUUCAAUUCGCAACUCGAAUCGCAGACGGACAGCGAAGGCAUGAUGAAUAUCUCGGCCGCUCCCAACCGGAACAAGCGCAACCCUCAAGGUGGACGCGGUUCAGGGCGCGAACGAGGACGGCUCAACUUCGAGGAGCUGGGAGGCUCCUAUCUGCAUUUUACGAUAUACAAGGAGAACAAGGAUACGAUGGAAGUUAUAUCUUUCCUGGCGCGUUCAAUGAAAAUGGCUCCGAGAAGCUUCCAGUUUGCCGGUACUAAGGACCGACGUGGUGUGACCGUGCAGCGAGCAUGUGUAAGCCGAGUCUUUGCCGACCGGCUCGCAAAGCUCAACUCUGCCCUUCGCAACUCUGCCGUGGGAGACUACGAGUAUUGCCGCCAUGGCCUCGAGCUGGGUGAUCUGAAGGGCAAUGAGUUCGUCAUCACUCUGCGGGAAUGCGUUAUUCCUGGUGUGGACCUUCAAAAUCGCGAAGAUGCCAUCGCCAAGGCCAAGGAGUUUGUGGGCUCUGCAUUGCGAAACCUCCGUGAGCGCGGUUACUUCAAUUACUACGGCCUGCAACGUUUCGGAACCUUUGCCACCCGCACGGAUAUGGUCGGUGUGAAGAUGCUCCAGGGUGACUUCAAGGGCGCCUGUGAUGCAAUCCUGCAUUACAGUCCUCAUAUCCUUGCAGCAGCCCAGGAAGGCAACUCGACCUCCACGAUUAGCUCAGAUGACAAGGCUCGUGCGGAAGCAAUCCACAUCUUCCAGACUACCGGCAAAGUCACCGAGGCCGUGGAGAAACUGCCUCGGAAAUUCUCAGCGGAAAACAACCUGAUCCGCCAUCUGGGCCGCUCCCAGAACGAUUAUCUCGGAGCUUUGCAAACCAUUCCCCGGAACUUACGUCUGAUGUACGUGCAUGCUUACCAGUCACUGGUCUGGAACUUCGCUGUCGGCGAGCGCUGGCGGCUUUACGGCGACAAAGUCGUAGAAGGCGACCUCGUCCUUAUCCACGAGCACCGCGAAAAAGUCGAAGCAACCGGCCCUGAAGCCGAGGUCGACGCCGACGGCGAGGUUGUCGUCAAGCCUGCAGCACACGACAGCGCUUACUCAGCUGAGGACAUGUUCGAGCGCGCCCGCGCCCUAACCGCCGAGGAAGCCUCCAGCGGCAAGUACUCGAUUUUCGACGUGGUCCUGCCGCUCCCUGGCUUCGACGUGGUCUACCCCGCCAACGAGAUGACCAACUUCUACAAGCGCUUCAUGGGCAGCGAGCAAGGCGGUGGUCUCGAUCCCUUCGACAUGCGCCGCAAGUGGAAGGAUAUCAGUCUUAGCGGCGGCUACCGCAAGGUCCUUAGCCGGAUGGGUGUGGACUACUCGGUGGAUGUGAAACUGUAUUCUCAGGACGACGAGCAGUUCGUGCAAACGGAUUUGGACAGGCUCAACGGCAAGGAAGCGGCUACUGAGUCUAAUGCCGAUUCCGCUGACAAGAUCGCCGUGAUCCUUAAGUUCCAGCUCGGAUCGAGCCAGUAUGCCACAAUGGCGCUGAGAGAGCUAAUGAAGGGCAAGGUGGUGGCUUACAAGCCGGAUUUUGGAGGUGGACGUUAG
This is a messenger RNA of Aspergillus lentulus, 2190 nucleotides long. RefSeq names its product pseudouridine synthase PUS7. Gene Ontology annotation, cellular component: nucleus. Gene Ontology annotation, biological process: pseudouridine synthesis. The record is from RefSeq and is a predicted model, not a curated record. NCBI's taxonomy places the organism in Eukaryota, Fungi, Ascomycota, Eurotiomycetes, Eurotiales, Aspergillaceae. Gene Ontology annotation, molecular function: RNA binding; pseudouridine synthase activity.